Molecule: messenger RNA, 6334 nt
Organism: Lineus longissimus
Lineage: Eukaryota; Metazoa; Nemertea; Pilidiophora; Heteronemertea; Lineidae
Product: ribosomal RNA processing protein 1 homolog B-like
Exons: 9
Coding region: 19-2784 (921 amino acids)
Biological process (GO): rRNA processing
Cellular component (GO): nucleus; preribosome, small subunit precursor
Source: RefSeq, a predicted model, not a curated record
GCUGCGCCCAGUGAAAGCAUGGAUUUUGAGCAAAAACUAGCUCAAAAACUCGCUUGUAACGACAGGACCGUUCGCGAUAGAGGCGUGAAAAAGUUGAGGAAAUAUCUAGAGGCCCGUUCACAAUCACAGAAAAAUGGGUUCAGCAGAGACGACUUGGUCAAGAUCUGGAAGGGUCUCCACUACUGCAUGUGGAUGUCGGACAAACCCUUGGUUCAGGAAGAUCUGGCCGAGCUCAUAUCGUCCCUUAUCCACAACCUCAAGACGCCAGAUGCUGCAUUCAUGUUCCUGGAGACGUUUUUCGAGACCGAGUGUAGGGAGUGGUAUGGGAUCGACAGAUUACGGAUCGAUAAGUUUAUGAUGCUGAUUAGACGAAUGUUCCGGCAAACAUUGGUGGUACUGAAGAAGAGUAAAUGGAGCAAGAAUCUGGUUACGCGACUUUUGGAGCUUCUAUCGAAGGAUUUGAUCUCAGCCGACGGAAAUGCUCCCAUCGGUGUGCGGACACAUCUCAUCGAUGUCUUCUACACGGAGCUGACUCGAGUAGCCUCAGAUGAGCUCUCUUCCGACCAAGUGUUGACCUUCUUUGAACCGUUCAUCCAACUCUAUGCCAAGGGUAAAAAUAAAAAGCAAAUGAAUCGUUUCUUCAUGGAGAUCAUCAUCGACUCCGAUGUUGGCUUGUCCGAAGCGAGGGCGGAGAAGCGCCAAGAUGAACCACCGAGGCUGAAUAUCGACUAUUCCAAAAUGGCCGAUCGUUUGUUUGAAGUGGCGAGCUCCGGUGUGUGCAGGAAGGCAAAUAGAGACAAUAUGUAUGGCAUUGUGAAAAAAUUCCGUAACUUGGCCGAGGGUAUUUUCCCGCGGGACAGAAUAGCGGAUGACUCUGAUGACUCCAUCACUAGGGACGACAUCAACAAGGCCGUGGCUCAGCUGAUGGCCAUGGAGAAGCCCAGGGAGAAGAAGAGGAAGAGAAAGCGACAAGAAUCUGAUGACAGUGAUGACAGUGAUGAGGAUGCUGCAUUCAGUGAUGAGAGUGAUGAACAAGUUGCUGCCCCGCCUAGAAAGAAAAAGAAAGGAAAGUCGAAUCAACCUAAGUUUGAAAAUUUGAAGGAAAAUACGGGAAAUGAUCUCGAUGUUGAUGAUAUGUCGCAAAAACAAGAUUCAAAUUCAAAGCAAAGUAAGAAAAACAAGGGAAAGAAAGGUUUGGAAUCCAAAGGGGAUACAACAUUGAAAAGAAAGGGUAAGAGAGGAGCAGACGGUCAAGAGGGAAAAUCUAAGGAAGGAGAGGAUUCCACACAAGUUGUGGGCGGUAAAAGUUUGAAGGGAGGAGAAGGGGUGAUGUCAAAAACUGAUGAGAUACGUGGGAAAGAUUCUGUUAAGAAGAAGAAGAAAAAUAAGGAGAAUUCUGGUGAGGUGAAUCAAGCGAUUGUUCCGCAUCAGUUUACUGUCGGAGAAAAGAAAGCUUUAAAUGCGGAGUUCAAUCAAUUUGAACAAAAAGUUGCGCAAUUAUCGGAGGAGAGGAGUGGUACUGAGAAAGCUGGAAAGUUGAAGAAAAAACGACGUAAGUCUUGCGGGGAUGCGCUGGGUACUUUGAUUCUGAGUAAGAAAGAGAAAAAUGAUGGUGAUCUUGUGGGUCAAGAUGAAACUGGGAAUGACAUUGGUGAUCAUACUGAAGUAGAGAAAGUUUCCUUGAAGGCUAAGUCAAAAAAACGGAGAAGUUUGGGUUCACUGAUGUCUGAAAUGUCCAAGACGGCCGAGUCGUCUGCUCCGGAUGCAAAUGAGCCUGUGUAUUCAAAGAUUAAGAAAAGGCUGAGUGGUGGACAGUCUGAUGCUGCCUUGAAGGUCAAGGUCGCAAGCCCUGGGAGUUCAAAGGUCAAGGUCGUGACACCUGGAAGUUCGAAAAAGAGUUCUGCACAAGUGAGUGCGUAUGCUAAGAUGAUGGAAAAGCGUCGUGAGGAACUGGUAUCGGAUACGCCAUCUAGUGGUAUGAACAAAAAUCGAAAGCAUGUAAACUUUGAUUCUGAAUGCAAAACACCUAUUCCUUCGAGUCCGAAAAGUCCGGCAAUGUCCAGUCCGUCUGUGAAGGCUGACGUAUUGACUCCUGUUCCAAAGUCCUCAAAGAAAUGGGAGAAAACAAGACUGGAUACGCCUGCUAGAUCUGCGAGUCUGAAAAAGAAACAGAAGAAAACAAGCCCGGUGCAUGAAUUUGACUUCUUGACGCCUACCAACAGUGGAAAGAAGAAGAAAUUGACCGGGACACCAGUGGGGCCAUCUAGUAGUAAGAAAGGGAAAACUCAACUGACGAAUAUUGCGGAAGAAAAUCCGGAGCCAGCGUCGGCGAAGAUUGAGAAGAAUUUGUUUGCUGCGUUUGAGAAGGUCAAGACUCCACCUGCCGUGUUUGUGAAGAAAGCUGUAACCAAGGUGACACCCAAGGUCACGCCCAAGGCCAAGCAGAAUGAGACACCGAAGAAAAAGUCUCCAAAAAGUGCCACAUCCUCGGAGAAGAAGAAGAAAUCAAAGAGAGUCAGCUUCAUAAUGGCAAGAAACAUGGAACAAGAUUUCAAGGACAGUCUCAACGUCAGUCCGGUACCACCGUUCGUCCCAGACAAAAGGCCGGAAAACAGUAUCCUGAAAUCACCAGCGGUCACUCCGAAACAGAUGUUACGCGCGAAGCAGCUUCAACUACUGUUGAAAAACAAGACACCAACAAUGUCACCAUUGGCAAAAAGUCCGAAAUCAGUUCAGAGGAUGAUGCAGAAAAAAAACAAAAACAAAAAAAGGAGCAGUAUAUAAAGAUGUUCGGACAAUUGGAAAUAUAGAGUUUGAAAUGAAUGUUUUACAUGUCACGUUUGAUAGUAUCAUUGCCGGUAUGUAAGUUACUUGAGUGUAUCUGCAUGGUCAGGCGCACACACACGAUUCAUGAGUUAUUAUUGGCACACACUCUGGAGUUGCUAUUGGCACUUGUUGUCAAGUUGCAAUUGGCACUUGUUGUCAAGUUGCAAUUGGCACUUGGACAGGAAUUACAGUAAAACCUCCCUUAGCAGACACCUCUCUACUAAGGACACUUCUCUACUAAGGACACUGCAUUUGGCCCCAAGUUGGUCAUUCCCAUUGAAUUUGACCACUUUAAUCAGGACACCUCUCUAUAAUAAAGGACAGCACUUGCCAGUCCUAAGGGUGUCCUUAAUUGAGAGGUGUCCUGAUUUAAAUCAGCACUCAUUGUGGAGUUACAAUUAGCACUUAUUCUGGAGUAGCCAUAAGAUUUCAUUCUGGAGUUAACACUCCGAUCAUGGCUAGGCCUUAUCUCUGGAUGUUUUGAUCAGACAGGUGAUUGGUACAUGUACCACUCCGAUCAUGGCUAGGCCUUAUCUCUGGAUGUUUUGAUCAGACAGGUGAUUGGUACAUGUACCACACUUGUUCUGGAGUAGUCAUAAGCUUUCAUUCUGGAGUUAACACUCCGAUCAUGGCUAGGCCUUAUCUCUGGAUGUUUUGAUCAGACAGGUGAUUGGUACAUGUACCACUCCGAUCAUGGCUAGGCCUUAUCUCUGGAUGUUUUGAUCAGACAGGUGAUUGGUACAUGUACCACACUUGUUCUGGAGUAGUCAUAAGCUUUCAUUCUGGAGUUAACACUCCGAUCAUGGCUAGGCCUUAUCUCUGGAUGUUUUGAUCAGACAGGUGAUUGGUACAUGUACCACUCCGAUCAUGGCUAGGCCUUAUCUCUGGAUGUUUUGAUCAGACAGGUGAUUGGUACAUGUACCACUCCGAUCAUGGCUAGGCCUUAUCUCUGGAUGUUUUGAUCAGACAGGUGAUUGGUACAUGUACCACUCCGAUCAUGGCUAGGCCUUAUCUCUGGAUGUUUUGAUCAGACAGGUGAUUGGUACAUGUACCACGCUUCAAAACUUCAGAUUUUGAGAUGGUGUUGACAUGCCACAUUUGGUUCACUGCCAGCGCUGGCACUGAGAGGGUUAAUGCAUUGCUUACCAGCAGAUCCAGGUGAAUGGGUUAUAUCAACAUUGUUUGUAACCUGAUUCUCCUCUGCCUUGGCAAGUCUGAAAUACAAGAUGGGCUUGAUGUUGAUGUUAUCUCUCAGGCAGAGUUCCUCGAUGGACCGAUCGUAGCCCAAACAAGCUAUUACCUGCAGCAGUCUCUACUCUGGUAAUUGCCAAGUUCCUCGAUGGACCGAUGGUAGCCCAAACAAGCUAUUACCUGCAUCAGUCUCUACUCUGGCAAUUGCCAGUCAUCACUCAAAGCUCCAAAUUGACUGGCUCAAAGAUUCAUUUUUAGCGCCCGAGAAGAUCAAAAGAGUGGUCUAUAUCGCUAGCCGUGCGAAAUCACCUUUAAUGUUGUUGUAUGGCUUUAUCUGGCUACGAUUUGUGCAUCGAGCAUCUCUGCCUGACUGGUAGUGGUAGGCCUAUAUGUAUGGCUUUAUCUGGCUACGAUCGGUGCAUCGAGCAUCUCUGCCUGACUGGUAGUGGUAGGCCUAUAUGUAUGGCUUUAUCUGGCUACGAUCGGUGCAUCGAGCAUCUCUGCCUGACUGGUAGUGGUAGGCCUAUAUGUAUGGCUUUAUCUGGCUACGAUUUGUGCAUCGAGCAUCUCUGCCUGACUGGUAGUGGUAGGCCUAUCUGUAUGGCUUCAUCUGGCUACGAUCGGUGCAUCGAGCAUCUCUGCCUGACUGGUAGUGGUAGGCCUAUCUGCAUGGCUUUAUCUGGCUACGAUCGGUGCAUCGAGCAUCUCUGCCUGACUGGUAGUGGUAGGCCUAUCUGCUCUGUCAGCCUGACAACCUCAGGAAUCCAAUGGUGAAAACGUUGUAACUCGUGCUGUGGGAAGGCUCUACCGACAGGUAGCAGCUCAUAAACAAUUCCUCUUCUAACUUGACGUACAGGUUGUAUUCCGUUUUUUGCGGUUUUAACUGCUGAGAAUAGUUGUGCUGUGUAUUGUAAUGCCGAGUUGUUUUGGCUGGAUGCUGUUUGAAAAUGGCUGCACAUUUUCAUUUCUUCCACACUUGCUUACACUUAAACCCCAUCUCGCAAACCCUGGGUUCAAGUGAUGACUCAUCUGAGUAACUUCUAGUGCAUAGCAUCACAAUGCUUGACACAUGUACUAUGAGAACCUCUCACUGUGGUGCUCAAGCAGGAAAUGAUGAGGGGACCUGUUGACCGCGACCUUCUGUAUCCACGAUUUGGGAUUCACAUGGGUUUUGACGUACCAUACUCCCUGGUGUAAGAGUCAUCCAACGAACUGGUUGAAAGAGAGAUUUCCAAUCAAUGAAAUUUCUCCACAUUCACAUUAUCAAGCUCAAUGCGUAACUUGUGUUCCAAGAACAGAUCUUGAUUUAAAAAAUUUUAAAAUUUUAAUUUAAGAAUCAUGGUGAGUCAUUAAUUUUUGUCACUGAGGUGAUAACGAUAUUAUCAUCCUACCAGAAGUGAUAAGGAAAUAAGUCAUUUUGUCAUUCAAUUAUAAUUUCAAAAGAGGUGACAAUCAUUUAAGUUUACUGGCACAUUAUAAUUGAAAAGCUGGUUUGUAUUAGUUUUAUUAUCAUUAUUGAAGAGGUGAUUUCAAAAUUAAUCAAUUUUGCCACCAAAACCUAUAAUUGAAAUUGGUGGCAAGUUGAGUGUUACUUUGACCACCAUAUUAUAAUUGAAAAGGUGGCUUGAAAAUCAAUUCACUUCACCACUGAAUAAUGAACGAAUUAGUGAAAAUAGUUCCUUUUUGCCACCAGGAUGUUAUUCAUGCAGUUAUGGACAGGGUGAGAAAAAUCCCUCCUAAUUAUAAUUGAGGAGGUGAAGGGCCUAAGUCAUGGUACAGCCAGAUAGAGAGUGCAUUUAUGAAUAUGUGUCGUUUUUAUGGGGUCGUUGACUCUUGAAAGACAAUCUAUAACAUAAGGUAGAGUGGUACAAUUACGGUCAUGGGCCCAUUUGUGCAAAAUAAGUUUUGUUACCAAUGCUGGUGUUAAGACUAAUGGUGUCACCUGAGUGAGAAAACGCCAGCGUCAGUGACAACACUUGUUUUUCACAACUGGGCCCUGAAAAGAUAACAAAAAGUUUUAGAGUGAAUGCCAGCAUUCGGGCCAACCAGACCCAGGUGUAAUUCAAGCCCCUCAAGUGUAGAAAACAGCUCACAGUGUGCAUCACUGCACAUGAACACUGUAAUUGUACCACCUUUCUUUACCUGUGAUUCAAUGGAAAGAUUUGAAAUUGUAAAUCUUUUACGACUUUUAAGUUUUCUCUUCAAGUGUUUUGCCACAUGAAAACAAGUUGAACAUGCAGUAUAUUUUGUGUGGUCAUCAAUAGACAAGUAUGUGAUUUGCUUCCUCACUUGUGAUGGUGAGAAAUAAAAGGAUUAU